Molecule: messenger RNA, 3560 nt
Organism: Cebus imitator (Panamanian white-faced capuchin)
Lineage: Eukaryota; Metazoa; Chordata; Mammalia; Primates; Cebidae
Gene: GGCX
Product: gamma-glutamyl carboxylase
Exons: 15
Coding region: 201-2525 (774 amino acids)
Biological process (GO): peptidyl-glutamic acid carboxylation
Molecular function (GO): vitamin binding; gamma-glutamyl carboxylase activity
Source: RefSeq, a predicted model, not a curated record
UCCCCGUUCCGCCCCCUGUCGCCAAGCAAGGAAUCCGGCGCUGCUGGUCCGGGCGUAGUAUUUACGACAGUGCUGGCGUUUUCCGACCGGCCGCACAGCUGCUGACGCGUCGGGAGGCGGAGCCUAGGGAAGCGAAUUCUCCUGGCGGCAGCUGUGCAGAGACGCUGUUGCUGUGACCCACUUGCCUCUUCCGCGGAGCGAUGGCAGUGUCUGCCAGGUCCGCGCGGACCCCGCCCAGCUCAGAUAAAGUACAGAAAGACAAGGCUGAACAGAUCUCAGGGCCCAGGCAGGGCAGCCGAAUGGGGAAACUCUUGGGUUUUGAGUGGACAGAUUUGUCCAGCUGGCGGAGGCUGGUGACCUUGCUGAAUCGACCAGUGGACCCUGCAAGCCUGGCUGUCUUUCGUUUUCUUUUUGGGUUCUUGAUGGUGCUAGACAUUCCCCAGGAGCGGGGGCUCAGCUCCCUGGACCGAAAAUACCUUGAUGGGCUGGAUGUGUGCCGCUUCCCCUUGCUGGAUGCCCUACACCCACUGCCCCUUGACUGGAUGUAUCUUGUCUACACCAUCAUGUUUCUGGGGGCACUGGGCAUGAUGCUGGGCCUUUGCUACCGGAUAAGCUGUGUGUUAUUCCUGCUGCCAUACUGGUAUGUGUUUCUCCUGGACAAGACAUCAUGGAACAACCACUCCUAUCUUUAUGGGUUGUUGGCCUUUCAGCUGACAUUCAUGGAUGCAAAUCACUACUGGUCUGUGGAUGGCCUGCUGAAUGCCCGUAGGAGGAAUGCCCAUGUGCCCCUUUGGAACUAUGCAGUGCUGCGUGGCCAGAUCUUCAUUGUGUACUUCAUCGCGGGUGUGAAAAAGCUGGAUGCAGACUGGGUUGAAGGCUAUUCCAUGGAAUAUUUGUCCCGGCACUGGCUCUUCAGUCCCUUCAAACUAUUGUUGUCCGAGGAGCUGACUAGCCUGCUGGUCGUGCACUGGGGCGGGCUGCUGCUUGACCUCUCAGCUGGUUUCCUGCUCUUUUUUGAUGCCUCAAGAUCCAUUGGCCUCUUCUUUGUGUCCUACUUCCACUGCAUGAAUUCCCAGCUUUUCAGCAUUGGUAUGUUCUCCUAUGUCAUGCUGGCCAGCAGCCCUCUCUUCUGCUCCCCUGAGUGGCCUCGGAGGCUGGUGUCCUACUGCCCCCAAAGGUUGCAAGAACUGCUGCCCCUCAAGGCAGCCCCUCAGCCCAGUGUUUCCUGUGUGUAUAAGAGGAGCCGGGCCAAAGGUGGCCAGAAGCCAGGGCUGCGCCAUCAGCUGGGAGCUGCCUUCACCCUACUGUACCUCCUAGAGCAGCUAUUCCUGCCCUAUUCUCAUUUCCUCACCCAGGGCUAUAACAACUGGACUAAUGGGCUGUAUGGUUAUUCCUGGGACAUGAUGGUGCACUCCCGCUCCCACCAGCAUGUGAAGAUCACCUACCGUGAUGGCCGCACCGGUGAACUGGGCUACCUUAACCCUGGGGUAUUCACACAGAGCCGGCGAUGGAAGGAUCACGCAGACAUGCUGAAGCAAUAUGCCACUUGCCUGAGCCGCCUGCUUCCCAAGUAUAAUGUCACUGAGCCCCAGAUCUACUUUGAUAUUUGGGUCUCCAUCAAUGACCGCUUCCAGCAGAGGAUUUUUGACCCUCGUGUGGACAUCGUGCAGGCCGCUUGGUCCCCCUUUCAGCGCACAUCCUGGGUGCAACCACUCUUGAUGGACCUGUCUCCUUGGAGGGCCAAGUUACAGGAAAUCAAGAGCAGCCUGGACAACCACACUGAGGUGGUCUUCAUUGCAGAUUUCCCUGAGUUCACUCUACCGUGGGGUAGGAUGAUGAACGCUGUUGGUCUGGCAGGACUGCACUUGGAGAAUUUUGUGAGUGAAGACCUGGGCAACACUAGCAUCCAGCUGUUGCAGGGGGAAGUGACUGUGGAGCUGGUGGCAGAACAGAAGAACCAGACUCUUCAAGAGGGAGAAAAAAUGCAGUUGCCUGCUGGUGAGUACCAUAAGGUAUAUACGACAUCACCUAGUCCUUCUUGCUACAUGUAUGUCUAUGUCAACACUACAGAGCUUACACUGGAGCAAGACCUAGCAUAUCUGCAAGAAUUAAAGGAAAAGGUGGAGAAUGGAAGUGAAACACGGCCUCUACCCCCAGAGCUGCAGCCUCUGUUGGAAGGGGAAGUAAAAGGUGGCCCUGAGCCAACACCUCUGGUUCAGACCUUUCUUAGACGCCAACAAAGGCUCCAGGAGAUUGAACGCCGACGAAAUACUCCUUUCCAUGAGCGAUUCUUCCGCUUCUUGUUGCGAAAGCUCUAUGUCUUUCGCCGCAGCUUCCUGAUGACUUGUAUCUCACUUCGAAAUCUGAUAUUAGGCCGUCCUUCCCUGGAGCAGCUGGCCCAGGAGGUGACUUAUGCAAACUGGAGACCCUUUGAGCCGGUUGGAGAACUGAGUCCCUCAAACAUGGAUUCUUCACAUCCUAAUCCUCCUGAAUCAAAUCCUGAUCCUGUCCAUUCAGAGCUCUGAAGGGAGCCAGAUGUUGGGUGUAGAUGUAGAAGCGGCUGGCCACAGAUCCAUUCUAUACAAUGGACAUUUAUUUGAAAAUAAUUCUCAAAAUUUUUUUUACUUUUUUUUUUUUGUUCUAAAGCUCUUUUUAAUUCAGAGAUGAUAACUUAGAGGAACCAAGAAAAUAAAGCAAAUAAGAUUAAACAACUCAAGAUUGAGAGGCCAGGAGGAGGUUAGAAGCAAUGUGAAACUGCCCUCCUAAGAUGGUAAGAGUAAGGUUUAAAGUGGCUCUUUAGGGGCUGGGCAUGGUGGCCUAUACCUGUAAUCCCAGCACUUUGGAAGCCUGAGGUGGGCAGAUCACUUGAGGCCAGGAGUUCGAAACCAGCCUGGCCAACAUGGCAAAACCCAUCUCUACUAAAAAUCCAAAAAUUAGCCAGACAUGGUGGUGGGAGCCUGUAAUCCAGCAACUCAAGGGACUGAGGCAUGAGAAUCACUUGGGCCCAGGAGGUGGAGGCUGCAGUGAGAUGAGGUCGAGCCACUGCAUUCCAGCCUGGGUGGCAGAGCAACACUCCAUCUCAAUAAUAAUAAUAAAAUGGCUCUUUGGGGGAAGCAAUUUAAUGUACCACGAUGAAAAUAAUAGCUAACCGUUCCCAAGUGUUUGCUAUGGGCUAGACACCAUGUGAGCAAUGUUUCCUUCAUUACCACAUUAGGCUGAGAGAGGCUGAAAAUAAUUUGCCCAAAGACAUAACAGCUAGUGAGGGAUGGACUGAUGAAUUGACUUAAGGUCCUGUACCCUGCCACUUGUAAUUUUCAGAAUCACUGAUAAAUCUGAAAUAAUGUAGCUUAAAAUGUGUCUUCUUAAUCAGAAGUAUGAUUGGAUGGUGGUCAGGUUGUAAAUGCACAUAAUUUAUCUUCAUUGCAAUUUUGGUUUCUUCUUUGUUCCUAUUAUCUACAUACACACAGUAAGUUUUUCACUAGCAGUUAUGAGAUUAGUCAGAAUAGCAGCAUCAAAGUUAAAUAAGGAAAUCUAGAUGAUUGAUAGAUUUUCUCUAAAAA